Ostrea edulis (European flat oyster) is the source of this 3507-nucleotide messenger RNA. Its product is annotated as importin-9-like. The record is from RefSeq and is a predicted model, not a curated record. The transcript is spliced from 23 exons. Bases 12 to 3110 code for a protein of 1032 amino acids. Gene Ontology annotation, cellular component: nuclear envelope; cytosol. Gene Ontology annotation, molecular function: small GTPase binding. NCBI's taxonomy places the organism in Eukaryota, Metazoa, Mollusca, Bivalvia, Ostreida, Ostreidae. Gene Ontology annotation, biological process: protein import into nucleus.
AUUUUAGCAAUAUGGCGGGAGCAGGGGAUCGUAGUCGUUCGCUGAAGGAAGCUCUCAUAGAGAGUUUAAAUGCCGUUUUAUCACCAAUUCAUAAUGUCAGAGUAUCAGGAGAAGAACAAGUGAAAGCCUUAGAAGUAACAGAAGAGUUUGGUGUACACCUUGCAGAACUGACAGUUGAUACACACGGUCCCCUGGCCAUCAGACAAUUAUCCUCAGUGUUACUCAGGCAGUAUGUGGAUGCUCACUGGUGUAAACAUUCCGAAAAAUUCAGAGAGCCAGAGACACCAGAACAUGCAAAGGCUGAGAUCAGAAGAAUUUUACCGAUGGGUCUCAAGGAAGCAAUCAGCAAGGUGCGGUCAAGUGUAGCAUAUGCUGUGUCAGCAAUAGCACACUGGGACUGGCCUGAGGUGUGGCCAGAGUUAUUUCAAAUCCUGAUGCAGGCAUUGACGAGUGGGGACCCUAAUGCUGUUCAUGGAUCUAUGAGGGUUUUAUCAGAAUUUACACAGGAUGUGACAGACACACAGAUGGGACAUGUGGCUCCAGUCAUUCUCCCAGAAAUGUACAAAAUAUUUAUGCAUGCUGAUACAUACAGUAUCAGAACCAGGUGCCGAGCUGUAAGCAUUUUUAAUGUUUGCGCGGCAAUGAUAGCAACCAUGGCUGAAAUUCAGAAGGGCAUUGCCAAGCAACUGUUGUUUCCCUUUAUCCCCCAGUUUACACAGGCCUUUAUACAGGCUCUGCAAGUACCUGAUGGAUUGACAUCAGACAGUGGACUCAAAAUGGAAAUUGUGAAGGCCAUUACCACGCUUGUAAAGAAUUUUCCCAAACUGAUGUCACAGUACAUCGGAGAUAUCCUACCACCAAUUUGGAUGAUAUUUACACACAGUGCCGACUUCUAUGUGCGGACAGUUGUGAACAGUUUAGAAGAAUCGGAUGACCCUGUAGAUUCUGACGGUGAAGUCCUUGGAUUUGAGAGCUUGGUGUAUGGAGUGUUUGAAUUCGUCCACGUUCUGAUCGACACGUCGAAGUUCCGCAGCACUGUUAAGAGCUCCGUGAAUGACAUUCUGUAUUAUGUUAUACUAUACAUGCAGAUGACAGAUGAUCAGGUGAGACUGUGGACCAACAGUCCAGACCAAUUUGUGGAGGAUGAAGAUGAUGAUUCCUUUUCUUACUCUGUCAGAAUAUCAGCACAGGAUAUCUUACUGUCGAUAUGCAGUGAAUUUCCAGAGGACAGUGUCCAAGCCCUAUGUCAGGCCAUCACUAAACAUCUGACUGCGGUAGAACCUCUUAAAAAUGCCAAUGAUCCAAACUGGUGGAAGGUCCAUGAGUCCUGUAUGCUAGCCAUGGGCAGCGUGACUGACCUGGUCACUGAGUCCAUACAGUCUGGGAAAGUCCAGUUUGAUAUUACAGGAUUCCUCCAGUCUGUCGUCCUGGCAGAUAUGAACUUUUGCAUAUCACCGUUCUUGGUUGGGAGAAGUUUAUGGACAGCCAGUCGGUAUACAGAGGUCACAUCAACAUCUCCAGAACUGCUGAACAGAUUCCUUCAGUCUACGGUUGGUGGUUUACAUGCCACGCAGCCACCGACUAUUAGAAUCUCUGCCAUCCGAGCAGUGUACAGCUACUGUCAACACCUCAAGUCAGCCAACACUACACAGUAUCUGAUUCCAUUCCUACCCAACACACUGGAUGGUCUGUUGUCUGUAGCUACGCAGUACUCUUCAGAUGUCUUGUCCCUCUGUUUAGAAACAAUGUCUAUACUUUUAUCUGUGGACAAGGCUUUCACUUCUACAAUAGAAAACAAAGUCACUCCACUCACCAUAGCUGUCUUUCUGAAAUUUUCUUCAGACCCAGUGGUUGUGAAUAUUGUACAAGAGAUUUUUAAGGAAUUGGCUGGUAAUGAGAGCUGUGCUGGACCCCUAGAACAUCGACUACUGCCUACCCUAGUCAGUAUUCUACAGGCCCCAGAUAAAGUGCCAGUCAGUCUGCCACCGGUUUCAAUAGAGAUGAUGGAGACACUGGUGAGGGAACGUGUGGGUCCACUUUCUGAGGUCAUGAUUAAGACAGGAUUCCCUGCUGUGGUUCAUUGCACACUGCACACGGAUGACAAUGCAGCCAUGCAGCAUGGAGGGGAGUGUUUAAGAGCAUUCUUAUCUGUGGCCUUGGAACAGGUGAUGGGCUGGCAUGAUGAACAAGGUAACAAUGGGUUGUAUUACGUCAUGCAGGUGAUAUCUAAACUCCUAGAUCCCAAAACCUCGGAACACACAGCCUCUUUUGUGGGUAGACUGGUCUCCAUUGUGAUAACUAAAGUAGGGAACCAGCUAGGAGAGAACCUUGACCUCAUGUUAAGACUUGUCCUGAGCAAGAUGCAGCAAGUGGAAACACUGAGUGUGAUGGAGAGCCUAGUGAUGGUGUUUGCCCAGCUGAUGAUCAGUAACAUGCCUGCUGUUCUGGACUUUCUGACUAAUGUCCCGGGACCCACAGGGAAACCUGCCUUAGAGUUUGUCCUCACUGAGUGGUGCUCCAGACAGCAUUUGUUCUAUGGGAACUAUGAAAGAAAAGUCUGCGCUGUUGCUCUGUGCAAGCUCUUGUUACAUGCGAUCCAGACUAAUGACACCAGACUACAAGAGAUCAUGAUUCAGGGGGAGGAAAUAGAACAGCCAACAAAAGGAAUAAGGACCAGGUCUAAAUCAGCCAAUGAACCUGCGCAUUGGACCACUAUUCCUGUCCUGGUGAAGAUUUACAAACUACUGAUCAAUGAGCUAUCCAAUCAGAUAGAGGCAAACAUGUGUAAGGCGGGGAAAGAUGAGGAUGAUGAAGAGGAAGAGGACUGGGAGGAUGAGGACGGAGAUGAGGAUGAAGAGGUGCAAUUAAGGGGGCAAACUCUAUCCGAUCUUAUAGACAGCAUGGCUGCCGAAUUUAAUGGUUAUGAUGUUGAUGAAGAAGAAGAGGAAGAUCCAGAUUUCUUAAAAGAUCCAACCUAUCAGAUAGAUUUACAGGCCUACCUUACAGAAUUCCUUCAGUCACUAUCCCAGCAGUCGUGUUACAGUAACUUUAGUGCACAUCACAAUGAAUCCGAAAAGCAUGUUUUACGGACAAUCAAUGUCAGUGUUUGACCUGCGUUUGUAUUAUGACUUCAGUUCACAUCUUAAAAUUUGAAAUAUUUUAUUUAUGGAUACCACUUAUGCAUUCUUUAUACAUUGUAAAUAUGUAUUUUACAAAUUUGAAGCUGAGGAAGGCUGGAGUUGUUGCUUUUAUGUCUGUGUGAGAGUACCAGUUUUACUCGGGGCUCAGUAAAAUAGUUUUAGAUAAGAAAAUGGGACUUGGAAGAAGAUUUAAAUAUAGAUGAAAUACCAAAUUUUAAUAUAAAUGAAAACUUAUGUGAAUAGAAUGUAUGGUUUGGUUAUAUGCAAUAGUGUUAUAGGCUUCCAAGAAGGGGAAUUGGUUGUGUAUCCAUGAAAACUGAAUACUGUGCAAUACUCUUUUAGUAAUAAAUCUGUUUUUAAAUGUUUA